Messenger RNA from Neohortaea acidophila, 1197 nucleotides. Its product is annotated as putative peroxisomal membrane protein. Gene Ontology annotation, cellular component: peroxisomal membrane. The record is from RefSeq and is a predicted model, not a curated record. The transcript is spliced from 3 exons. Bases 256 to 960 code for a protein of 234 amino acids. Lineage: Eukaryota; Fungi; Ascomycota; Dothideomycetes; Mycosphaerellales; Teratosphaeriaceae.
GAGGACGAAUCGUCUUGGAUGCAGCGCAUAGGACUGGUUGUGUAUGCCGACUUGCUUAGUCAGGCACAUUCACAUGCUCGGAUGGUGCCGAGGUUGGCUGGCCGGCUUCGGUUGGCACAGGAUCCCAGCAAGGUCAUGCUCAUUGCCGAACAACACCCUGGACGUCACCAACAUCACCCCCAAUGAGCAAGCUGGCGACGUGCUCAUAAUCAAUUACCCACGGGCACCAUCUUCGCCCCAUCUUUUCCAAGCAGCAUGGAUCAACUCAAAGCAUUACAGAAUUACGUCGAGCGCGAGAUCCUCCUCAAUCCAGCUUACAAACAACCCCUCAUCCUCCUCAAGGCCAUCCGCAAUGGCGCCGUCUACGGGACGAAAGUCCGCUUCCCCCAUGCCUUCGUCAUGGUCUUCCUCUUCCGAAGCGGCACCUUUCGAGAGAAGCUGUGGCUCAUCUUCAAGGCCACGCGGCAACACGCCUCCAACCUCGCCCGCUUCGCUCUGCUGUACAAGGGCGGCUGUCUGCUGCUCAAGAACAUGAAUGGUGGCAAGGAAGACAGCUUUCACUCUUUGCUCGCCGGCCUUCACGGCGGAUACUGGGUGUUCGGCCACGGAAGAGGCGCCACGAGCUCGGUGAACCAGCAAAUAUGCGUCUACGUCUUCGCCCGCGUAAUGCUGGCUUUUGCGAAGCUCGCCGUCCUUCCUCCUGGCGACAAUUCCCUUGUCGGCGGCGCCUACGGUGGGCGAGGCGGCAAGGGCCUUCUGAAUCUGAACCAAGAGCAACGCGAGCUCGUGCAGAAGUACAGCUGGCCUGCCUUUGCUUCCAUCAGCUGGGCUUGCGUCAUGUGGCUCUUCCGCUACUACCCGGAAACGCUACAGCCAAGCCUGCGGAGCAGCAUGACUUAUAUAUACACGUCGGCCGAUGAGUGGGACUCGAUGCAAAAUUUCCUGUGGCAUCACAAAUAGUUUUUGGCGCGCAUCUCCCUGCAUACCUGAGCGUUCUUCUGCACAGAUUGAAAUUGCCCAUAGCGCGUUUUGGAUACGACACAUACUGGCUGCAUCUACACGAUCAUAUCACUGACUCUGUCCUUCUCAGCUUCCGCAACUCCGAAUACUGGCACGACUUCAACUCUUACAUCGUCCAAUACAAGCAGCCUGCGCUCCCGGGCAUGCCGGAGACUGCCGCGUGAGGCUUGUAGUCCA